This is a messenger RNA of Condylostylus longicornis, 903 nucleotides long. RefSeq lists its product as uncharacterized. Gene Ontology annotation, cellular component: mitochondrial inner membrane. NCBI's taxonomy places the organism in Eukaryota, Metazoa, Arthropoda, Insecta, Diptera, Dolichopodidae. The record is from RefSeq and is a predicted model, not a curated record. Gene Ontology annotation, molecular function: ATP:ADP antiporter activity. Gene Ontology annotation, biological process: mitochondrial ATP transmembrane transport; mitochondrial ADP transmembrane transport.
AUGCUUCCACAAGAACCAAAUUUCUGGUUGGAUUUCACAAUCGGUGGUGUUGCAGCAGCAGCAUCCAAAACAGUCGUCGCCCCCAUUGAACGCGUGAAGCUCUUAUUGCAAACUCAAGAAGCAAAUCCUGACAUCAGGUCGGGACGCACUCCUCGCUAUUCGAGUAUGAUUGACUGUUUUUCACGAGUCGCAAGGGAGCAAGGCGUUCUUUCCUACUGGAGAGGGAACCUAGCGAAUUGCGUGCGGUAUUUUCCGACGCAAGCAUUCAAUUUUGCAUUUAGAGAUACGGCAAAGUCCAUGUUUCCAAAAUAUGACAAAUCCAAAGAACUGGGGAAGUUCCUUUGCGCUAAUAUUGCAUCAGGGAGUGUUGCUGGAGCUGCUAGCCUCUGCAUCGUCUACCCACUAGAUUUCGCACGGACACGUCUGGCUGCAGACGUGGGAAAAGCCACACAGCGUGAAUUUGUUGGGGUCGUCGAUUGUAUAAGAAAGGUGACAACGCAAACUGGGAUUUUUUCUCUUUACCGGGGUUUUUGGGUUUCGGUCCAAGGUGUAAUUGUGUACAGAGGAGCCUAUUUCGGUUUGUACGAUACGGGGAAAAGUGUUUUGUUUGAGGAUGAGCGGAACGCGAACGUGUUUUUGAAGUGGGUCGUUGCGCAAACCGUAACGACAUGCGCUGGAAUUGUCGCUUAUCCAUUUGAUACAGUUAGAAGACGGAUGAUGAUGAUGUCGGGGAGACAAAGUCGAAUGAUACAAUAUUCAGGGACGAUUGACUGCUGGACAAGGAUCAUGAAAGAAGAAGGUGGAAAAGCAUUUUUUAAAGGAGGGUGGUCAAAUGUGCUUCGAGGUAUGGGGGGGGCGCUUGUUUUGGUUUUGUACGAUGAGAUGCAAAAAAUAUUCCAAUGA